Molecule: messenger RNA, 4049 nt
Organism: Podarcis lilfordi (Lilford's wall lizard)
Lineage: Eukaryota; Metazoa; Chordata; Lepidosauria; Squamata; Lacertidae
Source: the annotation of a GenBank genome assembly
CAGAGGGCAACAGCUCAGCUGCUUUCCCAGGGCCUGCACCACAGCUGAAAAGGUGGGUGCCAGGACUUCACAGCCCUUAAAGGACCCAAGCAGGGGCUGUGGAAAUUGAGGGGGGGGGGAAAUAGCCAAUCUCCAGCCUUCAGCAUGGAGGAGGAAGAGGGACUGGAUCUCUCCCUGUGACCCAGUGACGACUUUGGGGAGAAGGGCCUGAGAAAAAUGGGAGAGAGUCCAAGAGAAGGAAGGCUGUCACUGAGCCCUAGGGCUGGGAAGAGGGAGGGCCUGGCUGGCUGGCUGCUACAGGCAUGGAGUGAUCUAGCAAAUAGAGUCAAAGUCUACCUGCAAGUGUCGGGUGAAGGUCCAUGUGUAUCUCUGUGGGUGAAUGAAGUGGCGGCUGAGGCAAAUGUACCGGUAAGUAUCAUUUUAGUGCACCCAUUGCUCAGAAGGCCAACUGAGACUAAAAGGAAGACCGAGCAAGAGCCUAAUGCCACACAAUGGGUCUCUCUCUGGCCCUGGUGGCAUUUGAACCCAGGACUUACACCUGCACCCACUAACUACACUGCUUGUAGCAGCAGCAGAAGAGAAGGAUGUCUCUCUUGGUGCUGCAGAAAUCUACUGAAGGAGCAGAUGGGCAGGGAAACAAUCCCUGACAGCACCUGCCUCAAAGUCUUCCUGGCCUUGCUGGAGUGGAUCUACACAUGGGGAAAAGCACGCUAUAAAUAUGUCAGAAAUUAAAUUGUUAUAACAAAAGAAAAGAAAACGCUAUGUAAAAUCGCAUAGAAAAGUUUUCUGCUCUACAGCGCCGUCUGGUGUUGCAUGUUUAUAAUGCAUUCAAAACUCUGUUCUUUUCCUGACUAAUGUAGCUGAGUCCCAGAUGCAACCAGGAUGCUGCAAUCUUCUGUUUAACCAGACCCUUUCCGAGCCUCUGCCCUUCAGAAGAAGAGCAGCUUGCAGAGACCUGCAGGACUUGGCUCUGAGGUGCCACAGGAGGAUUAGCAGGAGAGAAGUGCCACAAGCAGUGAUUGUCCCUUGGUGGAAUUGCCCAGUGUGGAAUUCUCAUGCCAAGAGCAGCUGGGGCUAAAGCAGGACCUGAAAUCAGGACAUAUGGAUGGAGGUGGACUGUGGUCACUUUGCUUGGAGGGAAAGACCCUCUGUCCUUGCUCAGACACACUCUUGUAUUAAUAUCUCAUAGGAUCUAGGUUCAAUGCCUGGAAUUGGCUUUGUUAAAUCUUUUUAAAAUGCAAAUGUGCACGUUAAGCCACUGGUUGUGUAUCUAUUAGUUGCAGCAAGACUUAUUGUAACUAGGUAUAGGAAAUAUAUGGAAGGAGUAUAGGUAUAUAUUGCUAUACAGUGGUACUUCGGGUUACAGACACUUCAGGUUACAGACUCCGCUAACCCAGAAGUAGUACUUCGGGUUAAGAACUUUACCUCAGGAUAAGAACAAAAAUCGCGCAGCGGCAGCAGGAGGCCCCAUCAGCUAAAGUGGUACCUCAGGUUAAGAACGGUUUCAGGUUAAGAACGGACCUCCAGAACAAAUUAAGAUCUUAACCAGAGGUACCAUGGUAUAAUGGCAAAUUGGUAUAAUAUGGUCUGGAAACUGGCACUUGAGAAACUUACCAAUAAACUUCGAGCGGCACAAAGUCUAAGGCAAAAGGACUUAUUCACAGUAGAAUGGCACAGCUUCAACAUGCAUAGUGUGAAAAAUGACUUUAAUGAACUGCAUGUAAACAUCUUUGGCUGACGUCCUCCUUUGAGGACCUUUGCAAGCUGGAUAUAUGAUGUGGACUUGAAUACACUUCAGAUACGGAUGCAGACAUCAUCUCUUGCGGAGGGUGGAGGGACGGCUGGAUUUUGGAUUUACGUUUUUUUGUAUCGUUUUGUAAUAUAACAACCCAAUAAAAGUGAUCCUAACAAAAAUCUAGGAACUCUCCCCCCCCCCCCGUUUUUGCCUACAGCUCUGCCAACAUGGCACCAUCGUUUCUGUCGCGCCAAGGUCUGCCCCGCCUGGCCUACCACCGCCUACCAGGCUGCAGCCCCGGUGUCGUCUUUUUGCUGGGCUUCUGCAGCACCAGAGCCAACCCCAAGUGUCAGAGGAUGGAGCAGUUCUGCCGAGAGACAGGACGGGCAUUCGUCAGGUGGGAAGCAAGAAGCUGUUUGGACUCUCCAGAGGUCCUGGGGUGGGCUUAGGGCCCUUUUGCGGCCUGAGGCAAAGAUGGCCUCCCAUGCGUCGAAGAUGGUGGCUGAAUUUCACUUCCACGCUGGUGACAGGACAGUGUCCUCUCCUGGGCCAAAGGAUGGCAGACACACAGAGAGGUGUCCUUCACAAAGCCACCACUUGCUGCCUCCACUCUGCCUAAUGGGAGGGGCAGCCCUAGGUGUGUGCCCCUUUGGGGGAAGGGUCUUCAAAAUGUCUCCUCUCACCCCAGCUUUGACUACCGGGGAUGUGGGGAGUCAGAUGGCUGCUUUGAAGAGAGCCGCCUGGGGGACUGGAAGGAAGACACCUUGAGUGUGUUCGACGAGCUCACCAGCGGCCCCCAGGUAAGCAUCCCUGUGAUUCACUAAACCAUCCAUGGCUGGCACAGGCAACCCACCUCUCUGCCCUUAGUGCCAGCGAUAUGGAUGACCAAACCCCGCACCCAUUGCCCCAUACGGUCGCUCCAGCUCAUCUGGCCUUUCUGCUCUUCAGGGGCCUGCUGAGCUGUGGAUCGGGGGCCUGCCUUUAGGGCAGGAAGUCCGACCAGAUGGGCUCUUGGAACCUCCUGGCUGAUGCCCAGACAGCUCACAGAUGGGCACAAACACCAGCUGCUUUUGAAGGACAGCACAGAGUUGCCCAGAGAAGGUGCUGGUUGCCAUCCCAGAUAGCGGCAGAGGGCAAACACCUCUUCCUCUUCUUCCAGAUCCUGGUGGGGGCCAGCAUGGGGGGCUGGCUGAUGCUGUUGGUGGCCCUGGAGCGCCCAGGUAGGGUUGCUGGGCUAGUUGCCACAGGGGUUGGCGUUGAUGCCUUCAUCGCCCAUGCCAGGGGGCUCCCUGCAGAGGUGAGCAGCAGCUCUUGGCCAAAGAGAGGGCCACCCUGGGAUUAUUUGGGAGGAAGGGAGGGAUAGACCUUUGGUCGAUACUGUAUUGAUGCCAAUCUAAUGCGCCAUCGAAUCUAAUGCGCACCUCAAUUUCCAAAACAUCAGAACCAAAAAAGCAUUGGAUGGUGCCAUCAAAUCUAAUGUGCACCCUUAAUUUUCAGUGUGGUUUGGCAAAAAAAGGUGUGCUCUACAUUCAAGUAAAUAUGGUAAAUAAACAGCAAGGGGGUGGGAACUGGGGUGCCUGGUAUCUGCCCCCCCCAAAGGGCAUGCUUCUCAUGGAAGGACCACGUGGCAAAUUUGGGGCUCUGCUGCCAUCCAGACUGGGGCUAGGUUCAGCCCUGGGGUGGGUGAGGCCACGGUGGCCGCUGCUCCACCCUGUUUUGACUGUGCCCUUUCUGCCCUCUUGCCCAGGUGAGGAGCCAAGCCCAGCAGAAUGGCUUCCACGUCUUCCCUAGGGCUGGCAAGGAGCCCCUGCUCAUGCAAUGGGGCUUCUUUGAGGAGGCAGAGCAGCACGGCCUGCUGGAGCGCCCAUCCAUCGGCGUGUCCUGCCCUGUCCGGCUGCUGCACGGCUUGGGGGACAAGACCGUGCCCUGGCAGCGAGCGCUGGAGGUGGCGGAGCGGCUGCAGAGUGCCAAUGUCCACAUCACGCUGUUCAAAGGAGGGGAGCAUGGUCUGGACAAAGAGGAAGAGCUCAGUGAACUGGUGGGGGCAGUCAGGGGCCUCCUGGCAUUGGUGCCACAGGAAGGCUGAAGCACAUGGGGGGCAGAGGCUCAAGGAAGCCCCCAGGGAUCCAGUUGGUGCAGCCUAGAUUGACUGCCCAGAGGGGUUCCUGUCUACUACACACAGCACUUUCCCCUGGUCUUUGCAGCGGGGGGUGGGGGCACACUUUAAAAGGGGCAGAAGGCCUAGGGGGAAGGGGGAAGCAAGGGAGGAAGGCUGCAGGCAGAGAAGCUGCCUAUAACUUUUCUUAAUGCCAUG